Messenger RNA from Phycomyces blakesleeanus NRRL 1555(-), 3021 nucleotides. RefSeq lists its product as hypothetical. Gene Ontology annotation, molecular function: protein binding. The record is from RefSeq and is a predicted model, not a curated record. Bases 70 to 2910 code for a protein of 946 amino acids. The transcript is spliced from 7 exons. Lineage: Eukaryota; Fungi; Mucoromycota; Mucoromycetes; Mucorales; Phycomycetaceae. Gene Ontology annotation, biological process: endosome organization; retrograde transport, endosome to Golgi; receptor recycling. Gene Ontology annotation, cellular component: early endosome; trans-Golgi network; recycling endosome.
CUUUGUCUUUGCUGCUUAUAUACCUUUAAUUUUACUUUUUAUUUUUAUUUUUAUGAAUCCAAACGUCUCAUGGCUGGCUCCGAGACUGUCUAUGGAAUCCAUCAUUUCGACGCUGAGAAUGACGACGAGAUCUCAUUCUCGGUAGGAGAACCUUUGAUUGUAAUCCAGCGAGAUGACGGCUAUGACGAUGGAUGGUGGCAUGGUCGUAAUGCUCUUGGUCAGAUUGGCCUUUUCCCCGUAAACUACACUUCUCCAAUCCCGCUCAUAAACACACCCAUAAACACACCCAUAAACACACACGCAGAUACAACCAUUCAUACCACGUCUUUGCCCACACCUUCUACAUCCAAUCAACUUCAAAAACCAGCUAAUCCUCGAGUAGACUCAUCUCCAACCAUAACACGCCCAAACCACAUGUCACACCCUUCUAUUGAUCGAACUGACGAGGCAUCUUCAAUUCCUCAAUCAGCUCGCAUGUCACAACCAUUCUCUACUCGACCGGACCAACCAAUUUCACAUCAAAACUAUUCUUAUCCCACAAAACUUCCCAGCCCUGUUGUCCGUCCAGAAUCCAUAUCUCCUCCACAUUCACAUUCUAGUACCACCACAACUCCAAAUACAACCCCACCUGUGACUACUCAUCAACCGUCCUUAAGAAAUACCCAAAAGACCUUCUCGGAUAGUAUGGCGCAUCCAGCCAUUGCUAACACAAAUCCAGAAGAUUGGUCUGUAGAUCAGGUAGGCAUUUGGCUCGAAGCAAUGCAAUUCGGCCAAGUGGUUCACAUCUUUAAAGCACAAGAAAUCAGCGGUGAUAUUCUACUUGAGCUCACGAUCGAAUCACUCAAAGAGCUGGACAUCAACACAUUUGGAAAGCGAUUCAAGAUUCAUAGCGCCAUUAAUGCCCUGCGCGAAGAAAGGAGCCGUCAAGAAGGAGGAGGGGCCAUUACUCCGAUACGGAACCUUACCGAGAGCCCGCCACCACAGCGCCAAUCGUCGUCCAAGCAUUCACGAACCACAUCUAUGUCCGAAAGAUACCAUACCCAGAGUAGAGAUUUUGGACACAAAAAUGUUCCAAGCCAGGAUACCGAUAGUGGCAGAACAAGUAUAGGAUACAGCAGACCAGAGAUGAUGGAAUCUGGUGUCUCUCAAAGUGACUUUGAACCUCGUCGACUAGCAACAUCCUCCUCUUUCCAACCUCCCUCUAAAAACACCAACUCUAUUACUUCUAUUACUACAACUGACCACCCAGUCAACGAUACCAUCAUUCAUGCUCAUCAAUCUACCCGAGACUUCCCUCAAAUUAGAAGUCGCUCUGAUUCCAUGAGAAGUUCAUUCUUCCCAACCGGAAAACCUCAGUCUAUUCUGCCAGUCGAUUCUCGUUCUUCUAUGGACAGCAUAAAUCAACGGACACGAUAUUCGGAUGGUAGUGUGGCCCCAGACAUGGAAGGCUGGCUCCACAAACAAAGCGACAAAUACAGAACGUGGAACAAACGAUGGUUUGUUCUUAAAGGCUAUAAUCUAUUCUACUUCAAGAGCCCUACGGAUGUACGUAUGAAGGGCAUUAUCAAUCUUCGAGGCUACAAAAUCAUCUUGGACGAAAAUAUUCAUGCCGGAAAAUAUUCAUUCAAAGCUCAACAUGAUACAGAACGCACGUUUUAUUUUCACACUGAUACAGAAAAUAGCAUGCGUGCCUGGCUCAAAACCCUCAUUAAGGCCACAAUUUCUAGAGACUACAAAGCUCCUGUCAUGUCAUCAAGUACAAUCCCAACUGUCAGUCUCGAUACUGCUAGAAGAAUGAAACCUCGUCCUCCUUCGGUACUCCUGUACGCCAAAGAAAACCCACCGCCUAUUCCGAUGCAAACCAUUCCACACUCCCCUACUGACUCAUCCAUACCUCCAAUGACUCCACGUGCUGUCCCCUCCACACCACGAAGCGCCCGCCCACGUUCACAAUCCUGCUCAGAUCUCUCUUUUAACACCCACGACUCUGAUUCAACAAUUCGCCAUCGCGUCCCUAGCCCGGACGUAAAUCCGCUCCGCCCCUCCUACGACAGUCGCAAAGCAUAUCAGGAUUCUGGGUUUAGCUACACUGCACGUUCGAUGGCUAUCUCGGCUACUCAGCCAAGUUUAAUGUUUUACCAACCCUCGACCAAUUCCACAACAUCCUCAUCUCCCCCAAUAAGCACGGGGUCAUCGAAUACUCUGAACACCAUUGUUACUGCUAGUGAUUUAAAUCCACCGAAAUUGCCUAGUCAACCACAACCAAAAUACUUGCCUGGUAGCAACCGAUAUAAUGGUGAUGACAGUAAUACAGCAACAUCAGCAACAGAAGAAGAAGAAGAAAGUGGUGGUGAUGGUAACGACAACGACGACGGCGACUUGGCAGAAUAUCGACCGGGUGGACUGCGUCGCUUAACUGAAGAAAGUCAGACAAACGUGUCAUUAAUGAUGCCAAAGGAUCAUGAGGACUGGAACUCUGCAGAUUAUAUUGACUGGGUUAACCAGAUAAUCUACCACAAGCUCAAUGACCUGACCGAGUUUCGUACGGGAGACAUGUUGAUUGAGUUACUUGAGAGUUUGAGUGGUAAAGAAGUCGAACGUUUACCUACUGGUGGUGGUGGUAGCAGUAGUAGUAAUGGAUCGACUGUAUCGGCAAGUAUGCACAUGCUAGACAAAAUUGUAGCUGCCUUCAAGUUUAUGAGCCGCGAAGGAGUUGAUAUAGAGGGACGAUUUACAAUCAAAGAUAUAUUUGGUGGCAAUGAACAGAAGAUUGUGGAUAUGUUGAGUGCUAUCAAGACCUGGGUUGAUUCAUACCAAAUCGUGAGUGCCAAGAAAGCUAGCGGUGGUACAUUUGGUGCCAAGAAUGAUCGAGAUGAUUUGCGAGCUUGGGAUGAUGACAUAAACUUUUAAUAUUAUUAUUAUUAUUGCUAAUAAUAUUAAUAUUAAAUAAAUAAGAAAAAAAUAAGAAAGGAAAUAUGUAUAUUUAAGAAUAUAUUAUAUACAUAUAGAAUUUUUAAACCC